This is a messenger RNA of Polypterus senegalus (gray bichir), 5395 nucleotides long. RefSeq names its product transmembrane and coiled-coil domain family 2 (gene tmcc2). Gene Ontology annotation, cellular component: endomembrane system. The transcript is spliced from 6 exons. Lineage: Eukaryota; Metazoa; Chordata; Cladistia; Polypteriformes; Polypteridae. Gene Ontology annotation, biological process: amyloid precursor protein metabolic process. The record is from RefSeq and is a predicted model, not a curated record. Bases 563 to 2665 code for a protein of 700 amino acids.
GUCCCUUUUUCCUAGGGUAUGCGGUCUAAAUUACACAACAACGCCGAGAGGCGAACAGAAAGAGGAAUUAAAACCUUUUGUGCGGGCCGGAAAGAAGGGACCAGAGGACAAAAAAUCCACUUUUUAUAAUAUAAAGGAGACGAGGACUCGACUUGUCUGAGUCGACUUGUGAUGCGCUCCUCUGUUUGGGCGAAUGCGGAUGUAGUAGUGAGGAGGGGGCAGACGGCUCGCCUAACCCUGCAGAGUAAGGGUUCCUUCCUUUCCCGGGCCGCACACACCUGCUUCCUGCUGUGCCUUUUCACCCAUGAACAUCUCCGGAUUUCUGGACACUUCGGAUUUGUGAAAGAACCUGCAAACAUGUGCAUAAUGGAUUUCUAUUUCAUUCUCAGAGCAGGUGUGCGCACGUGAGUGACGUUCCGACCUGGGCCACAUUUGCCCGCUGAGCCCUCGGCUCGUUCUUAUGAUGAGUAUGGCUUUCCUAAAGAGCUCCUUCUGUGCACCGGCAACCAAGCAAAGUGCCCUGCAGAUGUGUAUCUAGUUACGCCUCUGUCGUGCCUUCAACAUGAAACGCUGCAAAUCGGACGAUUUCGCCCCUGAUGAGGACGGAGGCAAGGCUGUCGGUGAGGACGCCCCAAGUGUGGUGGUUGUAGAGGUGAAGCCCGGAGAUGUUGGCGAGACUGGCACAACAGCACCGAUUCCACACGGCCGUAGCAAGCCGCCGGACUUAAAGAAAAUUCAACAACUCUCUGAAGGCUCUAUGUUUGGCCAUGGGCUGAAGCACUUGUUCCACAGCCGCCGGCGUUCCAGGGAGCGUGAUCACCAGAGUUCCCAGGACUCUCCCCAGUUCCAGCAGCUAGCCGGCACCCUUGGCACCCCAGUUGGUGCCACUGGCCACUCAGAUCAUGACUCUGCUGAUGAGAAAGAGCGUUCCCCAGAGAUGCAAAGGGUGUCGUAUGCAGUCUCUCUGCAUGACCUGCCGGCACGUCCCACUGCUUUUAAUCGAGUGCUUCAGCAAAUUCGGGCAAGGCCAUCCAUCAAGAGAGGAACAAGCCUCCAUAGCAGCAGCCGGCGGACCAAGAGUGGAACCUCUGCUGACUCUCAGAAGGGCAGCAGUCCCCACUUAGGCCGUAAGGGUCCCCAGGAUAGCUCACUGACAGCUCUGCUCCACCAUCACCAGGGCAGACCAAGAUCAUCUUCUACUACAGACACUGCUCUUCUCGCAGGCGAACCCAGCUUGUACUGGAGCGUGGAGGAUUCUGAGCGCACUGCAGAAAAGUUGGAAAAGGGAGAGUUGACCACACUGGGUCUUCCUGCCAACACUGGUCAUGGCGGCUCGGAUGGGAAUAUCAGUCUGGAUGUGCCAGAAGCUCCAGACCCCCAUCGCACUAAAGCCGCAAUUGAGCACCUGCAGCAGAAAAUUCUGAAGAUCACUGAACAGAUUCGAGUGGAGCAGGAGGCCCGAGAUGAGAAUGUAGCAGAGUACCUCAAGCUCGCUCACAACGCUGAUAAGCAGCAGGCAUCACGCAUUAAACAGGUCUUUGAGAAGAAGAACCAGAAGUCGGCACAAACCAUCUCACAGCUUCACAAGAAACUUGAGCAUUACCACAAGAAGCUGAAGGAAAUUGAGCAGAACGGACCUACUCGGCAACCCAAAGAUGUUCUGCGGGACAUGCAGCAAGGUCUGAAAGAUGUGGGUGCAAAUGUCCGAGCUGGCAUCAGUGGUUUUGGUGGAGGUGUGGUAGAAGGAGUUAAAGGUGGUGUGUCAGCACUUUCUCACACUGCUGUUGUAUCUAAACCCCGCGAGUUUGCCAGCCUCAUCCGAAACAAGUUUGGCAGUGCAGACAACAUUGCUCAUUUGAAGGAUACUCUGGAUGAUCCACUGCCAGAGGAAUCACAACGGGCACUUAGCGGAAGUGCCACUCUGGUCUCCAGCCCUAAGUACAAUGGCAGUGAUGAUGAGUGCUCCAGUGCCACCUCAGGCUCAGCUGGAGGCAGUAAUUCAGGAGCAGGUGUAACAGGUCUGGGCCCAAACAUAGGUAGUCCCAAGUCCAACACCCUGGACAGUCACCAUCACCUCAGUCUGGACACCCUGCUGGAUGAGCUUCGUGAGAUUAAGGAAAGCCAGUCUCACCUGGAGGAUUCCAUUGAUGACCUAAAGACGCAGCUCCAGAGAGACUAUACAUACAUGACCCAGUGUCUCCAAGAGGAGAGAUACAGGUAUGAGCGUCUGGAGGAGCAGCUGAAUGAUCUAACAGAGCUCCAUCAAAAUGAAAUGACCAACCUAAAGCAGGAGCUCGCAAGUAUGGAAGAGAAGGUGGCUUACCAGUCCUAUGAGAGGGCUCGUGACAUUCAGGAAGCUGUGGAGUCAUGUUUAACUCGCAUCACCAAGCUUGAGCUUCAGCAACAGCAACAGCAGGUUGUCCAGUUGGAAGGAGUUGAGAAUGCCAAUGCUCGAGCACUGCUGGGCAAAUUCAUCAAUGUCAUUCUGGCUCUGAUGGCUGUCCUUCUGGUCUUUGUAUCAACGCUGGCCAAUUUCAUCACACCACUCAUGAAGACUCGGCUCAGGGUGUUUAGCAGUAUCUUCCUAGCUCUCUUCCUUGUCUUCCUGUGGAAGCACUGGGACAGCAUAGCUUAUGUGCUUGAAAACUGGCUCCUGCCUAGCUGAAUGUCACCUGUGAAUGGUGGUGGGCUGAUCAUUGUCCAGUUGACCACUGGCUCAUUCUCAUGUUUUGCAUACAAAGGCAACAGAAGACGUUCCACAGUUCUUCAGGAUGGACGGCGACAGCCUGAUUCUUUUUUCUUAAGUCACUAAUCAUCAGGCCAUUGAGUCAUUUUGUUUCUUUGUUUUUUUUUUUGUCGCCUCCAUAAUCUAACCCAUGCUUCCUGAAAUUUUGCCAGGUUAGCAGAGGGUGGGAAUAUCUUCAUCAGAUGUGUGGAAGUGCAAUAGGACAUAGUUGGGAAGAAGAAUCUGGAAGUUAGUAGACAAUUUGAGUGCUGAACAGAGCAAAAAAACAGAAAAGUUGCAGAAGAUUUAAUAGGAAUAAGUGAUAAUAAGUAGGCUACGGACUGCAUAUGUGGUGAGAGAAAAGAAGAACAGCAUAAGAUUACACGUCAGCCAACUGUGGGCUAGCUGUGAUAGCUCCUCAAGGAAAAGAACUUUAAUAUUUUAAUAAUUCUGUCAUUUUGAAUAUCUUUACAUUUCAUUUUGCUGUAUAAGGCUCUCCUUACUCAUGCAUAGCAUGACAUCUUGGGGUGUCUAGUGUAGCCCUGGUUCGAAGAAGAUGGCUAAUAACUUUUGGGGAUGGGGGUAUAGAAAGUUCUUAGAUGCUUCAUUUUGUAUGGCUGCUUUUUGAAACUUUGGAUUUUGGAACUUUGAGGUUUUUGACUGGCAAGAGGCCUGGAAAGAAGAUGUCAGUUGUAGGUUACUGGAAAGAGGCAGACAUUAUUAUUAUUAUUUUUUUAAUUUCGCCUCUUCUGAUAACUGCUGAGUGUAUGUGUGACACUGUUUUUUUUUCCCUUUUUAAUUCUAUUUAUUGAUUAAUUUAUUGAUUACUAUCUGAAUCGGUUUAUAAGAAUGGUUAGAGAGCGUUGUGCAUCAUUACGGGUUUGGGCCGAGGUGAAUGCCAUAACAAUGACUGAUGAUCUUGCUAUCAGCCUCAGAGCAGCAAUUCCAUUUCUUUUAAAAUGAUGUUUUUUGUGUGUGAAUGGAGAAGUGCAAAGCAGUGGGGGGGCAGGCAUCUUCUGGCAGAAAUUCCUGGGGCAGAACUUUUUACUUACUGUAUGAGUUAAUGCAUGGGUUAGCUUUACUCUAGAAAUGUAACCCUGCCCACUCCCUCAUUGGUCUUCUUUAGCCAGCAGCCAUAAUGCUGCCAACAGGCUUGAUGCUCCCGCCUGCAGCUGCUGACAAACUUACCACAUGCAUAUUUCACAAACACCAACUCCAUGUUAAGACAGAUAGCAGGCUGGAUAGAAUAAGUUAGGCGAAAUCAUUAUUUCAAAGACAGAUCUGUAAUUGUUAGCAUGGAAUCCAUGAUGAAGUAAGUGAGCCGAAUUGCUGUUAGUUAUUCUCUUCUUAAAAUUUCUAAGCUCAAGUGUAUGGUGUGGUUCCUAACUUUGGUGGUCAACACUGCAUUCAUUCCAGAAAAGGAGGUUAGAUUACCGGCCCAAAAGAGCCGAAGUCUGCCAUUCUGGACUUAGACCACUAGAGGGACACAUUGACACAUUAGCAGUCUACUUGUCCAGUGCUGUUGCUCUGCUCAGUUUGUAGCAUGAAAAGAUUAAACUGGCCUCAGAUGGUCGCAAGUAGGAAUAAUUAAAUACCAUUGUAUUUGUUUUAUAGUCUCUCGAGUUCCUCCUGAAGCUCAGUUGAUUAAGAGCCUGAAUCCAAGAAGUAUGCCAGAUUUCUGGAUCCCCUCUGCAGGCUCUCAGAAACAAGGGGCUCAGUCACAUGGCUAUGCCAGGGUAUGAUUGUAUAUGUUACAUCGUUCUAUUUUUAAAAGAGGGAAACAGUCCUAUGUCAGUGCCAUGUUGAAAUAUGUCACAGCCUUAUUAGCAUGCUGCGGGAUAAGUGAUGUCUGUCUGUUAUGCAGAUGUACCGUAUCACUGGUAUGCCAGGUUGCAGCUCUUGUGCCACCAGAUGGUUUGGCUCUGUGGGGUUGUGUCUGUCUCUCUUUGGCAUACUAAGCAGGCUUUUUCUGUCUCAUUUGACUGGUAGAGCUCUGUCAAGGACGGGUACUGGACCAUGGCACCACCUAUUUGGAGAGAUCCUUCUGGCAAUCAUAUCAAAGUAUGGUAUUGUCUCAGUGGCAUGCCAAGUCCGCCUUAUUCCGUCUGGCUUAACAGGUUCCACUCUUUCCAGCUGGCAUAUCAGACCUUGGCUCUUCCUAGUUGUCAAGACAGCAUAGGGCUCAGUGUAGCUGUUUGUGACCAAUGUGCCAACUUUGUUAUGCUGACAUGACAAAAAGGUUCCCUUCAGGUCUCUUUGGACAAAGUAUGGCUCUGUCAUGCUAAGAGUCAGUUUCUGUUGGGGAGAAAAUAGCAGGCUAGCCUGACAAGGUAUCUCCUCAGUUCUCUGUGAAACUGAAUUGUGUUCAGUAGGUUCAAUCAGAGAAUUUGUGUGGCUGCAGUCAUUUAUUUUUUCUUUUUACAAAAUGGUUUUUACUGCAUUUUAAGAGUGUUUCUAUUGUUAUUGUUGUGUUUCUCGUUCCAGUCCAGCACAGUGUAUUUGAAGAGGGGAAGGUCUUCUCUACCUCAGUAAAAGGCAGCACCCUGUAUUUUCGUAGAGAACAUCGCCCCCUGCUGGAUGUAUUUUUCAUGAUAUGUUUCUGACCUCUGUUUCAGCUGAUGGCAAUCUUGUCUCUGGUGUGACUGUUGGUGUUCCAUUUAAAAAAAAAAA